CAGCAGUAGUAGCAGCAACACAGGACAGGGUGGGGAGGACCACAAAGCUCUCACGGCUGCCUGCUGCUGCACGGGGUUCGCAAGCGGACAGACACACCGACCAGACCCAGACAGACACACGGGCUGGUAUCUUUUGCCGCUGCCAGUUGUCAACAUACUAUCCGAUCGUCGACACACGGCCCACGGCACGCGCGGCACGGUGUUGGGUCCUCGUUGGUAUUUUGCUUCUUUUUUGUUUGUGCGAGACCGUGUUGUGCACGCGCCUGCUAGAUCACAGUGACAUUCGAUCCGUCCCAGCUGAUCCGUCGUAUGUCGUUUGACCCGUCAUUCUAGCGGGGGGGGGGCCGUUGUGUGUUGUGUGGAAUGGGUGAUUUGAUCAAGUGACUCUGAGACCUGAGGAGAACGGGAACGGGAGAGGAGAAAGCGCAUGGAAUAGUGAGACGAACGUUAAAAUGUGCUAAAAAUUGCGUUAAAGCGAAAAACACGCCACGCGCCAUUCAUUUGCGUUCUAUUUGAAGUGACGACUCGCAAACUCUUUCUUUUUCCCUUUUUCGAGCUUUUUUUUCUCUUGCUUAUUUCACUGCUACGUUUGCAGUUUUCGAUCCGGGACGUUAUUUUCCAAGUGUUACGUUUCGUGGGUUUGGUGUGUGUGUGUGUGUUGUGAUAAAAGCGCGCAUUACAAACAAUAGUGAGAAACGUACCUUCGGGGCGCCGCUUGCUUAGUCGCUUGUGACACACUACUUUACACCGGCUGUCCGCGUCCGUGUCAGUGUGUGUGGUGUGUUGCGAUGGUGACACCGAAAACCGCAACCACUCAAACCGAACGAAAGCGUGACCGUGAAAUUGUUUUGUUUUAACCGCGUUUCCACCAACUCCACCGCCGUUGACCCUUCUCCUCGGUUUCCAUCCAUUUUCCUACCUAUAGCGGGUUUUUCAGUCCAAGCUUUUUCUCUUACCCCGGACAGUUGGCAGUGUAGAGAAAGAGGGGUACAGAUACAGGUGUGUAACUAAUCUGGCGGCAGCUGCGCAAAUAGAAAGUGUAUUUGAAGUGAAUUAGAAACAGUUGCUGGAAGGCAAAAAAAAACCCGUAUACGACCAAAUCCGGCAAACAUGUACAUGUACGAUCCACCGAAGAAAAACAAUUUCACAUCUGUGGAAGAAUUCCAGGAGGCGUUCAAUCUGUUCGACAACCGUGGCGAUGGCAAGAUCCAGCAGCAGCAGAUCGGCGAAUGUCUGCGAGCGCUCGGCCAAAACCCGACCGAGUCGGACGUGAAGAAGUUCACGAUGCAGCUGAAACCGGACGAGCGCGUCUCGUUCGAAGUCUUCCUGCCCAUCUACCAGGCCAUCUCGAAGCAGCGCACGGCCGAAACGGCGGACGACUUCAUCGAGGGGCUGCGCCACUUCGACAAGGACGCCAGCGGGUUCAUCUCGUCGGCCGAGCUGCGCCAUCUGCUGACGACGCUCGGCGAGAAGUUGGGCGAUGAUGAGGUGGAACAGUUGCUCCAGAACCAGGAGGACUCGCAAGGAAAUGUCAACUACGAAGAGUUCGUCCGGAUGGUUAUGAGCGGCUAAACGCGCGACGGUGUUGGUGUUGGUGGUGAUGUGGUAGUGAUGAUGUUUUGUACCGUACCACUACUCUGUGCACACGACAGCUUUCCUGCGUUUGUUUAGUAACGGGAAGGCUGACCAAACACACAAACACACACAGCCACACACACUAACCCGAGAUAGACUUACGAGCGAGUAUCGUUUACUUAAGCUACUUAUGUUUCCAUUCCGGCAAAUGUUCGUUCAUGGCGAUAAAAAGGUAUGACCGCGUGUUGUAGUGUACGCAUGACGAGCUGGCGCGCUUUAGCAGAGUUUGCAUUUUUCGCUUCUUAGAUUCUUUCUACUACUUCUACUAAAAAAAACAGGGGUUGCAGAACGCAACAGUGGGGCACAAAGGCAGCAGCACCUUCAGAGAGGAUGAACAAUAUUUUUGUUUUUCUUUACUUUUUAACACAACAAGCCCCACCCGCGGGGAAGGGUUUUUUUGCGUGCCGCAUUUCUGUUUUUCUUAUAAAUGCUAGUUUUUUUGUUGGUUGCGUCUCAAAAAUUGCCCGAUAUAAUGCCAAGAAAAGAAGCGUAGUGUAUAGUGGGCAGUGAAGGAAAGGACGGUGUGUAGAGCGGGAUAGGAAACGGAAACGCGUCGUCGUCGUCGUGGUGAGAGAGAAAAAAGAAGGCAAAGUAUUAAGCGACCCCGUCCUUUCCUUCAACAAACAGCACACGAUAGAGAGAGUUUUGGACCUUUUUUCAGUUUUUUUCUUUCGAAUUUAAGUGUAUCCGUGAGCCGUGUGUGUGUUUUUGAUAAUCAAGCACCUAGGAACUUCUCUUUAUAAACCAAUAAACUUGCUCCUUGUUUUGGAGACAUAUAAAGGAUUAUA
Anopheles gambiae (African malaria mosquito) is the source of this 2423-nucleotide messenger RNA. It is a transcript of the gene Mlc-c, whose product is annotated as myosin-2 essential light chain. Gene Ontology annotation, cellular component: myosin II complex. The transcript has 3 exons. The record is from RefSeq and is a predicted model, not a curated record. NCBI's taxonomy places the organism in Eukaryota, Metazoa, Arthropoda, Insecta, Diptera, Culicidae. Bases 1111 to 1572 code for a protein of 153 amino acids. Gene Ontology annotation, molecular function: calcium ion binding; myosin heavy chain binding.